CGGCACUUACCGAUGCUGUCGGUCUGCAUGUGGCACUUUCCUGACAUGCAGUAGCGCCACAGGCCCUGGUGGGCGAAGCUACCUGACAGGUGGUAUUGCAUCCAAUAGUCGGUGGCUGUGGAGACCACCAGCAAGAUGUUCCCCACGAUGGCACAGAACAGCCCCCCUCCCAUGAAGCUGUACAUUGUGAGCGAGAGCCUCGGACAGCUUCUUCGGGCCCCUGACAACGUAGAGGCAACCUAGAUGACACUGACUGGGAUCCAGCCUAUGAAACUGAAAAUGAUACCUCGGUUGUGGACAAAAUUACAAGCAGUAUAAAUCAUUCUAUUUUCUCAAAAUGCCAAAAUUGUCGACAGAGGAGUCAUACGCAUGUGGACGCAGUCGUCGCACUCAUGUGGCCUCUGCUAUUUGCGGCCUUGUUUACGGGGGUGCAGGCUUCCUCCCUGGAGCCCUCCAUGCCCGACCGCGUCCUCGCCGUGGUGGGCUCGUGCGUGCUCAUCCCCUGCUCCUUCUCCCCCUUGGAAAGGAAACGCGCCGAGGUGGACGUGCGCAUGCGCCUACGAGGUCACAGCCGAUUCUCUUUGUUCCGCCAGUCGCGCGUGGCCUUCAACAGCGAAGACAUGGAGGAAGUCACCGACGACUUCCGGGGACGUACGGCACUGUCGGGUCUGGUGAUGGACGGCGACUGCUCGUUGAAGAUGGACGCGGUCAGUGUGGAAGAUGCCAGGACUUACGAGACACCCCGGAGGCUCCAGUUAUCAGCGGCGUGUCGUCAGCCACAGAUGGACAGGUGGUCACCUUCAACUGCAGCGUCAGCUACCAGUGCCCCUCCGGACCCCCGACCCUGCGUUGGCAAUGGGAGCGAGGAGUGCAGCCGGUGGGGGACCAGGAGGUGCGGACCCUCUACAACCAAGACCAUCAGCCGGUGCUCCAGACCUCACUCACCUUCAGGGUGUCGCGCCGCAUGAAGGCGGGCCUACGAUGUGAGCUCACCUACCCAAGAGCAAACAUGGUGGCCGCCUUCAAGGAUCUCCAUGUUACAUUCCCACCCAAAGAUGUGACGGUGCAGGUGCAGACCCUGAUGGUGCAGGAGGGGGGUAGCGCCCUGAUGGCCUGCUCGUGCAAAGCCGACCCGCCGGUGUCCGAGUACCGCUGGUCCUACAGCCACCGCGGCCGUACGAUCCACCUGGGCCAGCGCACGCACACCAUCCGCCUGUACAAUGUGACGCGGGACACGGCGGUCCGCUGCAUGGCCGAGAACCUGGUCGGACGAGCCCAGUCUCGGACCAUCGUCCUCAAUGUUCAAUAUAAGCCCGUCAUCCAGCAACUGUCGUCAGCUUGCAUCCUGGAGGAUCGGGAGCUGCGUUGCGUCUGCUUGGCCCAGGCUAACCCGCUUCCCACCCUCAGAUGGAGCGUCAACGGCACCUCCCCGCCACGGGGCUACAACGCAUCCCUCUCGGCCAACGCCCUCACGGCCACUCUAACGGGCCGGGUAGACGGGGGUCUACAGACGGUCGCCUGCUUGGCCCUCAACGCCCUCGGGAAUGACUCCAUGAUGAUGUGGCAGCGCCAAGGAGGACGAGACUCUUGGCUGCUGCUGUGGUGUUUGGUCCCUACCGCCGCCGCCAUCUUGUCCGGCAUCUCCCUGCCCGUGCUCGUUUUCUUCUGCUGCUGUCGAAAGAAGUUGGGCAAACACGAGCUGAGCGGACGCCCGUCAGGACCUGGACCGUACCAGGCCCGCAUGCCGGUCUACAUCAACUGCUCGGAGGUGAGCCACGUGUACACCAACGGGAGUUACCAGCUGCUCUACCAGAACUGCACACCCCGCUUUGUGCGCACCAAACAGCUGCGUCCGAUGGGGAGAAGAGGCGGCGAGAGAAGGCGCGGGGGUCCGCGUGGAGGCGUGGACACACAAGUCACCACCAGGGAGGAGCAGGGUGUCACUGCGGCUGAUCCAGAAUCAGCCAUCUACCUGGAGGUCCUCUAAAAGUCUCACUGAGCGACAAUGACCCUGUGACCUUCCUCUGUACUCUGUUUUAUUUAUAUGACAGAAGAAAAGCUUUGAUGGCCACUUAGUCUGGUUUGAUUUGAUCUGUCCUACUUGUGUGCACAUAAAUUGAUUCUUGUUAAGACAUUUUAUGUUCCUCUACAGGCAGUAAAGCAUAAAAAGCUUUAUUGCAUUUGUGGGAAAAAAAGCAUACCACAAUGA
Molecule: messenger RNA, 2209 nt
Organism: Phycodurus eques (leafy seadragon)
Lineage: Eukaryota; Metazoa; Chordata; Actinopteri; Syngnathiformes; Syngnathidae
Gene: psg4
Product: sialoadhesin
Exons: 10
Coding region: 338-1987 (549 amino acids)
Source: RefSeq, a predicted model, not a curated record